Molecule: messenger RNA, 3409 nt
Organism: Ceratotherium simum simum (southern white rhinoceros)
Lineage: Eukaryota; Metazoa; Chordata; Mammalia; Perissodactyla; Rhinocerotidae
Gene: ACTR2
Product: actin related protein 2
Source: RefSeq, a predicted model, not a curated record
AGGGGCCGCGAGCGCGGAGGAAGAGGAAGAGGAAAGGGCCGGGCGGCGGCGGCGGCUGUAGGUUGUUCGGCGGUGGUGGCGGCUCUCUUCCGGGCGGACGAUGGACAGCCAGGGCAGGAAGGUGGUGGUGUGUGACAACGGCACUGGGUUUGUGAAGUGUGGAUAUGCGGGAUCUAACUUUCCAGAACACAUCUUCCCAGCUUUGGUUGGAAGACCUAUUAUCAGAUCAACCACCAAAGUGGGAAACAUUGAAAUCAAGGAUCUUAUGGUUGGUGAUGAGGCAAGUGAAUUACGCUCAAUGUUAGAAGUUAACUACCCUAUGGAAAAUGGCAUAGUACGAAAUUGGGAUGACAUGAAACACCUGUGGGACUAUACAUUUGGACCAGAGAAACUUAACAUAGAUACCAGAAAUUGUAAAAUCUUACUCACAGAACCUCCUAUGAACCCAACCAAAAACAGAGAGAAGAUUGUAGAGGUAAUGUUUGAAACUUAUCAGUUUUCUGGUGUAUAUGUAGCCAUCCAGGCAGUUCUGACUUUGUAUGCUCAAGGUUUAUUGACUGGAGUAGUAGUGGACUCUGGAGAUGGUGUAACUCACAUUUGCCCAGUAUAUGAAGGCUUUUCUCUCCCUCACCUUACCAGGAGACUGGAUAUUGCUGGGAGGGAUAUUACCAGAUAUCUUAUCAAGCUGCUUCUGUUGCGAGGAUACGCUUUCAACCAUUCUGCUGAUUUUGAAACGGUUCGCAUGAUUAAAGAAAAAUUGUGUUAUGUGGGGUAUAAUAUUGAGCAAGAACAGAAACUGGCCUUAGAAACCACAGUAUUAGUUGAAUCUUACACACUCCCAGAUGGCCGCAUUAUCAAAGUUGGGGGAGAGAGAUUUGAAGCACCAGAAGCUUUAUUUCAGCCUCACUUGAUCAAUGUUGAGGGAGUCGGUGUUGCUGAAUUGCUUUUUAACACAAUCCAGGCGGCUGACAUUGAUACCAGAUCUGAAUUCUAUAAGCAUAUUGUACUAUCCGGAGGGUCUACUAUGUAUCCUGGGUUGCCGUCACGGUUGGAACGAGAACUUAAACAGCUUUACUUAGAACGAGUUUUAAAGGGAGAUGUGGAAAAACUUUCUAAAUUUAAGAUCCGCAUUGAAGACCCACCCCGCAGAAAGCACAUGGUGUUCCUGGGUGGUGCAGUUCUAGCAGAUAUCAUGAAAGACAAAGACAACUUCUGGAUGACCCGACAAGAAUACCAGGAAAAGGGUGUCCGUGUGCUGGAGAAACUUGGUGUGACUGUUCGAUAAACUCCACAGCUUGUUCCAUCACACCCCUAAUGCUUUCUUUUCUCCUUUAUUGCCAAUCUUUGAAUUCAUUCGACUCCAGGACGUGGAAGAGGCCUCUCUGUGCCCUUCGACUGGAAAGGUCAGGUUUUAUUCUGGUGUCUUGGGGAAGCUUUGUUAAAUUUUUGUUCAUGUGGGUAAAUCUGACUGUUUAAUUCAACCACUUCCCUACAAACACAAGGAGAGGGCAGAGGGGUCCUGUCUGCUGCUUUGUUUCUUCUAAGUAGGCGUUUAGAGCAUUCCUGUCGGCUUCCUAUUUUCACUUUACUGCUCUAAUGCUGCUAGUUUUAGUCUUUUAGCACACUAGGUGGUAUGCCUUUAUUAGCAUAAGAAAAAAACUUUACCGGAUCUUUUACAUAUUAUUGGGGUGGGGGUGGUAAGGGAUGGGUGGGCGGCUACUGAACCCUUCAUGGCAUUUCCUCUGUCAGUGGCGCUUUCUACAGUUACCGCUACAGCUUUAAGUACCUUAAAGCUUCUAGUAUUAACAUUUUAGGGAAAUGUUAGGCUCAGAAUGGAAGUCUUUUGGGUGGGUUUUUGCGUGGGGAGGUGGUCUUUUGAUUCUGAUUUUUUUUAUUUUUGAGCUUUUCUGCCUGGGGUAUGUAAGAUGAACUUUAUUUACAGUACUUUGAUUUGGCAGGUUUUCUUCUCCUUUUGGUCUGCCUGGAACUGUUUCCAUAUGAUAUAAAAAGCAAGUGUAGUAUUCCAUUACCAUGUAGCUUAGGGAUUUUUUUGUUUUUUAAAAUCAACCAUGUUGGCUGAGACUAGACUCCCUAGAAUCUAUCAAUGGAAAUGUAACAUUAAGAAUGCCUUUGGAUAUUCAAAUUACUGAAACAAAGUGCUUAAGAGCUGGUAUUUUCUAAGUGCUUCUGUUUAUACCAGAAGCAUUAAGGUAACCCAGUGCCAAGUACUAUUCUUGCAAAUUAUUCUUUUAUAUAACUGACCAGAGCUUAUUUAAUAAAAACAAGUAGAUACAUAUAAAUAAUUACUGGCAGUAGGUUAUAAUUGUUGGGGUAAAGAUAACAUUGAAAUAUGGGACUUGUUGCCAGUUGGGUAAUUUUUAUUAUUUUUGUUUGUUUCAACUUGAAACCUGGAAGUGGAAUAAAAUUUGACCAUUUAAAAUGUUGGCAAAAAAAAUCAAGAUUUAAAUUUGUAUUUGUACUGAGAAACUAAUCAUAACUACUAAAUCUCAGCCGUCUUAUCCUUGAAAGAAGAGCUGUUUGUAUUUUGUAGAUGUUAGCACACUUACCUGCCUGUGUCAGAAAAUCAUAUUUAUGAAUCUUGUUGGUAUUGCUUGGUGUCUGAAAAAAUAUCAAAUAGUCCUCAGACUUGAAUUCUUUCUAAAUUUGAAAAAUAAAGUAAUAAAUUGUAUCACGCUAGGUACAAAAUGCAGAUUCUGGAAAAAAAUGUUUUCCUUCAUUUCAAAACAUUCUUUACUAAUAAUGGCUUUGAAAGAAGAAGCUUAUUUUUUUGGGUGACUGAAAUUGGAGAAAUUAUUGGCUUUAGAGUCUCUUUUUUGUGAGAAAACUUAAAAAUCAGUUUAUAUGAAAUAAGCAGCAAAAGAAGAUUAAAUUCUGCCUCUUCUGUUAAUCUUAACUGUUUUUUGACUGUUUUACCUCAAUUUGAACAACUAAAAGAAGUUUGCCUGCAUGCUGGACAUGCUUCAGUGCACGUGAAUAGUCUGAAUAACGUCUAUGAGAUGUCAGGGACGUGGAGAUCAGAGUCCCUUUGGUAUUCUAAAAUGUUCCUAAAUCAUGUUCUUAUAAAUUCCCUCUGCCUUUUGAGUACUGGACGUGUUAAAGGACACAGAUGUAGGACCAGUACCUACUGGCUGUUCAUUUCAGGUAAAUGGAUUGACUCUUGGUCUUUGGUCAUGAUUUUUAAAAUACGAGGCUAGAAAAAACAACAAAGAACGGGGUGGACUCUUAAAUAAAAUAAAGAGCAUUUAUCAUUUGUCCCUUGAAUGUAGAAUUUGGUAAUUCUGCUAGCAAACAUGACAGUUAAAAUGGUAUAUUAAUAUAUAUAGUAUAAUUUAAAAAUUUCAUUGUAUAAUUUUCCUAUUCCAAGGUGAAAUAAUACAUUUAGUAAUUU